Molecule: messenger RNA, 2217 nt
Organism: Teleopsis dalmanni
Lineage: Eukaryota; Metazoa; Arthropoda; Insecta; Diptera; Diopsidae
Product: M-phase inducer phosphatase
Exons: 2
Coding region: 52-1626 (524 amino acids)
Biological process (GO): positive regulation of G2/MI transition of meiotic cell cycle; protein dephosphorylation; G2/M transition of mitotic cell cycle
Cellular component (GO): nucleus; cytoplasm
Molecular function (GO): protein tyrosine phosphatase activity
Source: RefSeq, a predicted model, not a curated record
AUUAAUUUAAUUAAAUAGUAAUAAGACCUACAUAAACAAAAUAACACAAAAAUGCUGUGGGAUUCAAUAACUGAUGAAACUUGCACGUUUGCCAUGGAUUGUACCAGUUAUCAAAUGUCCGCUCGCAAAGCAAGACUGGGUAAUGAUCAUCCAAGUGGCUUACUUAACAUGGUUGUGGACGAGUUGUCAUUUUAUGGCGAUGAGUCUCAAUCUGAAUUGCACCAAGAACACCCUUAUGUGCCCAGUCCACCAUUAUUGGGUUUAUUAUCACCGGAGGGUUCGCCGCAAAGAUUUUGUAUUUUUGAAAAUGCUGACGUAUCCGCUCCAGAAAACAAGUUCCAGCAGAAUCUACAAAACCAAGCAACAAGCACCUCUAGUUCAAACCUUUCAGCUAAGAGUUUUCGAAUAUUCAAUAGUUUAUCGUCGUGUUCCAUGGAAUCUUCUGUGGACGAUGAUUAUAUGGAUUUGUUUGAAAUGGAAACUCUUGAGCAACCACAUCAAAGCGGUCAUUCUAGCAUUUGUUUUCCUAGUGAUCUCACAUCACUUAUCAGUGGCCAUAUUAAGAGUUCUUCCCCUGCCAAAAUCGAAGCAAUAACACCUGAAAUGCACCGCCCCUCAGUACGACGCUGUCUCAGCAUGACUGAAAACUAUCAACAAAAUCAACCAAAGACCCCAGAACUACUGAAAAAAGCACAAGAGACUCCUACUAGCACUACACCAUUCGCAUCGAGGCUAACUGUUGAGCGCACUCAAACCAAUAGUACAACACCUGUAUCUGCAAAUUGUUUUAAACGCCCAGAACCACCUUCAUCCGUCAACUGUUCACCUGUACAAAAUAAACGUUAUCGCAGUGUAGAAAAGGAAAAUUUUGACAAUUUGUUAACAGUCACUAAUACCAUGACAAGUAGCACUCUAACGCAAAUUACUUAUCCUACAUCUUUACGUAAGUGUAUUUCUAUGAACGAUGCCGAAAUAUUAUCAGCAUUGACACGUUCCGAAAGUCAAGAUGGACCCGAUCUUAUUGGCGACUUCAGUAAACCAUUCGUUUUACCCCUGCUAGAUGGUCGCCAUCGUGAUCUUAAGUCGGUUUCGAGCGAUACUCUAGCACGUCUAAUUAAUGGUGAAUUUAGUAACGAGAUUGCCAGCUACAAAAUUAUAGACUGCCGUUAUCCAUACGAAUUUGAAGGUGGCCACAUUCGUGGCGCUCAAAAUCUAUAUACACAAGAACAAAUUCAUGAAGAGUUCCUUACACAGCAAAAGACUGAACAAAAUCAAGAAAACGUUCAAGCUGCAGGCGCAAGGCGCAACAUCAUUAUUUUUCACUGCGAGUUCUCAUCAGAAAGAGGACCAAAACUAUCUCGCUUCCUGCGUAAUCAUGAUCGCACUCGUAACACCAAUUCUUAUCCGAUGCUUGAUUAUCCCGAAAUAUACUUACUUCACAAUGGCUAUAAGGAAUUCUAUGAAACACAUGCCGAACUCUGUGAUCCCAGUUCAUACCGACCCAUGCUAGAGCCGGCUUACAGCGAAGCGUAUCGGCAAUUUCGCUCAAAAUCAAAGUCAUGGAAUGGUGACGGAAUAAAUGGUACGUCACGGCUUAAAAAAUCAAGAUCCCGCUUAUUGCUUUAAUGAAGACUUUCAAGUUGAUAUAGAAUUAAGAAGCUCAAUAACAUCGAUGUACAAAUGAAUAACAUCUUUCAUAUGUAAAAAGUUCAUAAUCACCCCGCAAUCCACAACCGACACGUUUGAGUUUAAGGUUUAAUUUAAAUUUCUUUAAAUUGGUUUCGUUUACGUUUACGUUAACGUUAACUCUUUUAUUUUGUUCACGUUUGUAAUUAUUUUUAUUUUUUAUAUUUUUAUAACGAUUUUUCGGUAACAUCCCGGAUUAUUAUAUUUUUUAACACAAGCUUAGGAAAUAUGUGAAUAGUGCUAUGUUAACACCUCGGCCUAGCUUAUUGCUGGUAUUGCUGGCGGUAUUGUAAAAAUUAAACAUUUAGUAAGACUUUAGGCUUAGACUUUAAUCUUAAUUUACAUUGUAGUUAAUUUAUUAAAAACAAAAAAAUGUUUGAAAGUUAUUAUACAUUUUAGUCAAAAUUGUUUAAGUUACGUUAAAAUUUCUAACUGAAAGAAUGAAAAAGUGUGCAUUAAUAAUUAUUUUAUAUUUUUAGUUAACAAACAUUUUCAAAAUUAUAAGAUGAAUAAAAACAAACGAACACACUC